ACGACGAGGAGCGCCGCCCCUCCGACCCCUCCUCGCCGCUCCCCUCCGACCUCCUCCUCCGAGCCUACGCCGACCUCGCCCUCCCCGAGAAGGCCCUCCAAGUGUUCUACCUCAUGAAGGGCGCCGACUUGGUCCCCAAGAUCGAGUCUUGCAACGCCCUGCUCAGCGCCUUCUCGCGGGCGCACCGCACGGAUCAGGCCUGGGUCCUCUACGCCGAGAUGUUCCGGAUGCGGAUCCCCUCCACCGUGGUCACCUUCAACGUAAUGAUCAACGUGCUGUGCAAGGAAGGUAAGCUCAAAAAGGCCAAAGCUUUCCUACGCGUCAUGGAGAGCUCCGGCGUUCGCCCCAAUGUCGUUACCUACAACACCGUAAUCGGAGGGUAUUGCUCGAAGGGGAAGGUCCAAAUGGGUAUUGAUAUGCUCGAUUUGAUGAGGGAGAAGGGAAUCGAGCCUGAUUCGUACACGUACGCGACGCUUAUUUCGGGGAUGUGCAAGCAGGGGAGGAUCGGUGACGCUUCGAAGGUGUUCGACGAAAUGCUCGAGAGAGGUUUGCGGCCGAGUGCCGUCAUGUACAACGCGUUAAUCGACGGGUGCUGUAAUAAAGGGGAGUUGGAUGUUGCGUUUAGGUAUCGCGAUGAGAUGAUCGGGCGGGGGAUCGAGCCGACCGUGUCCACGUACAACUUGCUCGUCCACGCAUUGUUUAUGGAGGGUAGGAAUUUCGAAGCUAAUGCUUUGAUUAAGGAGAUGGAGGGGAAGGGAUUGGCGCCCGACGCGUUCACGUACAACAUUUUGAUCAAUGGGUAUUGCAAGGAGGGGAAUGUUGCGAAGGCGUUUGGUUUGUUCGACGAAAUGUCAAACAAUGGUAUUCGCCCUACGAUGGUGACUUACACCUCUCUGAUUUACGUUCUUUGCAAGAGGAGUCGAGCGAGCGAGGCGGAUAGGAUGUUUGAAGAGGUGAAGGAAAAGGGUCUCUCCCCGGAUCUCGUCAUGUACAAUGCCUUGAUCGACGGCCACUGCAGCAGCGGCAACAUGGUCCGAGCGUUCGAGCUGGUGAAAGAGAUGGAGAGAACGAAGGUUGCCCCGGACGAAGUGACAUAUAAUACUUUGAUGAGAGGGUUUUGCUUGUUGGGACAAGUUGAGGAGGCCCGCGAGCUCAUCGAAGAGAUGGGUAGACGAGGGAUCAAGCCUGAUCUUAUCAGCUAUAACACACUAAUUAGUGGUUACAGCAGAAGAGGUGAUAUGAAGGAUGCUUUUAGGGUUAGGGAUGAGAUGCUGAGCAGAGGUUUCGAUCCCACAAUUCUUACAUACAACGCGCUUAUACAAGGGCUGUGUAAAAAUGGGGAAGGAGGUAAUGCCGAGGAGCUACUUAAAGAGAUGGUAGGCAAUGGCAUUGCACCUGACGAUAGUACCUAUUUAUCGCUCAUCGAGGGGCUUAGUGAUGGCAAGGAGUUGAUCGAGAAUGCGGAUGUGUAACCCUGAACCCUAAACCCUAAACCCUUAGACAUUCAAUUCAGCUGCGCAGGGAUAGGACUCUUCAGAAUUGCUCUGCGAGAAACUACUAGUCCCUUCUAAGGAGAGGUCAUGGGUAACUUCUUGAUAGAUGGAUGCGGAGGCCGUCGAGUGUUUUCUCGAUUCGCAUUAAGAUGGCAAGGUACUUCUUCUUCAGAAGUGCACUCUCCAGCAGAUCUACGACGUUGCGAGAAAUCCUGAAGAUAAGUGAUUAGGCUUUGAUCAAGUUUGCCACAAAUUUAAUCACCUGUAAAUAUAUGUCUGUGUCUUCGAUUCUGUCUCAAAGUAUGAGUGUGAUAUUUUUUGCCCCAGCAGCUCAACUCUGGGGUCAGAUAAUGCUGAUCCAUGUUGAAGUACAAAAAGAAGAUGAAAUUAUUACAUUUAAAUUUUGAUUUGAUUCAACCAA
Messenger RNA from Ananas comosus (pineapple), 1914 nucleotides. Its product is annotated as pentatricopeptide repeat-containing protein At2g15630, mitochondrial. Lineage: Eukaryota; Viridiplantae; Streptophyta; Magnoliopsida; Poales; Bromeliaceae. The record is from RefSeq and is a predicted model, not a curated record. The transcript has 3 exons. Gene Ontology annotation, molecular function: protein binding. The coding region runs from base 114 to 1472 and encodes 452 amino acids.